CCCAAAUACACUGUCCAGAAGUCGGGGACCUGGUGGUUGGCCUUGAAAAUGUCCUCGAUCCUCAUGUCCACCCCCGGAGAAACGAUUUGCGAGAACUGCUCGGACUUAGAUUUGCGUGGUAUCUUUGCAGGCAACUUCGAGAUGGAAGACAGAUUCAUUUCCCGGAAGAGUGGUACUUCUGUGAGAUGGGCUUGGAAGCAGACGAAAGAUUGCCAAUUUUGCAACUUCAUCGAGAAAUGCAGCGUUUAUCGUACGGUUGUGUACGACCCUCCAGAGCUUGAUGCCCAACUCGAGCCGAGAUGGUUGAAGCGCGAGCAUUCUAGGUGGUUCGAACUCGGAAGGGAGGAGCGGAUUUUUCGACUGGUCUUUGAUACAUCUCCAUCAGAAGAAUCUUGGUUGGAUCAUUCGCGGCCCUCAACUUCUCCCCCACACUCACUCAUUGGUUGCACGAUGUCAGACUGGCAUCAUAGCGAAGUGGGUAGAAGUUGCCCAAUUCGGUUGAUUCCACGGCUGAUAGAAUCCUUCGAUGUUCUUAGGAAGAGAAUUGAAACCUGUCAAGAGAGCCAUUCGUGCAUGCAGCACGCUGGGGGCCAAGAGCCACCCAAAUCGAUUCCGAAUCUGUUGCUCAUUGACUGCAUAACUUGUCGGGUAGUUGCUGCGCCAGACCACUGUUGGUAUCUUGCACUGAGCUACGUGUGGGGAAAUCAGAAGGCGAGGGCUGUACAUACUGGAGAGAAAUUGUCGUCUCUGCCUCAGACCAUCGAGGAUGCCAUUACCGUCACUUUAAAACUUGGCUUUCAGUAUUUGUGGGUCGACAUGUAUUGCAUCAAGCAAGACAAUCAAAAUCAUGUCGGAGAUCAAAUCAGACAUAUGGAUCUUGUCUACCGAAGAGCGCGAGCCACGAUCAUCGCAGCAGCCGGUGAAGAGCCCGACUUUGGACUUCCUGGUGUGAGCUCUGUGCGAUAG
Molecule: messenger RNA, 966 nt
Organism: Hyaloscypha bicolor E
Lineage: Eukaryota; Fungi; Ascomycota; Leotiomycetes; Helotiales; Hyaloscyphaceae
Exons: 1
Coding region: 49-966 (305 amino acids)
Source: RefSeq, a predicted model, not a curated record